Hyaloperonospora brassicae is the source of this 2820-nucleotide messenger RNA. The record is from the annotation of a GenBank genome assembly. NCBI's taxonomy places the organism in Eukaryota, Oomycota, Peronosporomycetes, Peronosporales, Peronosporaceae.
AUGGCGACGCGUCACUUGUUCUGGGCGUGGACACUGUCGCUCGCGGUCGGUGGCUGGUGGACUGCCUCGUCGCAUGCCGCCAACGUCACGUGCGACGCGGAGUACGGCCAACGCAGUGCGUCCGGUGACUGCGAGUGCCUCGACGGCUUUAGCGGAUUGGGCUGUCGCCUGUGCUCCAUUGACGCGGGAACGGACGCGUGCCGGGCACUGGGCGACGACUACUCGUGCGUCAGUGGGUUCGCCUACGGUACGACCACAACCAGUAAAACGUACGCCUGCAGUCUGUCGCCGGACCUGCAAGCGCUGUUUUCAGACGGCGCGCUCGAUGUGGCGUGUGACCGGAACGAAGAAGGGGCAGCCAACUGCACGGCCGUUGUCUACAAAGCUGCGGAUACGGUGAACGGGGACCACCUCAUUGAGUGCACGAUGACCGAGUGCCACUUUCCGUCGGGCAGUGGCAACGGCGCGUGCGACAUGAUCCAGUGCAAGUGCGGUACCGGGUGCGCCGAGACGACGAAGAUGGUCAUUGAGCAAACGCUGAGCGGCAAACCCGUCAAAGUCCAAGUGCAAGACGGGUCAGACGACAUGUCGAUCCUCGUGGAAGACUCGCCGCUGCCCCUGUCCGCCACGUGCAAAGUCGCAGGCUGUGAACGUCUGGGAAGCGCCGCCGCGAGCGAUCAGGCCAGUGUGGCUACGGCCAGUGCAGACGAGGACUCGAGCCUCGCAGGUGGAGUCGUGCUCGCGAUCGUGGCAUGUGCCAUCUUGUCCGUGACGGUGCUGUUGAGUUGCAUGGCCUUCUGCUGUGGGGUCGCAGGUACGCGUCGUAGCGAGCAGGACGACGACCUCGAGACGGAGCUGCUCAAAGUCAACUCGAAAGCCGUGGACACGCUCGAGUUCCGGAACGUCAGCUGCUUUACGACCGGCGGGAAACAGACGGCUGCCAAGUGCAUUUUGAACAAAAUCUCGGGAACAGUGUCACGUGGACAGGUUCUUGGAUUGCUCGGACCAAGUGGCUCUGGCAAAACGACUUUGCUCAAUGCACUGGCUGUCGUUCAAAACGGUCAGUCGAAAAACUCGGGGGAGCUCUUGAUCGAUGGCAACAAAGUGACGAGAGCGUACCGUCGCGUGGCUGCCUACGUGCAGCAGGACGAUACGCUGUACUCGACGCUGACGGUCCGUGAAUGCAUUACGUACUCCGCUCAACUUCGCCUUCCAUUGUCCAUGACGGAUGCGGCGAAACGCGCCAUGGUCGAGCGCGUCAUCGAAGAGCUGAACCUUGGCCAUGUCGCGGGUUCUCGUAUUGGAGUGGUGGGAGGAAGUAGCUCGGAACGAGGCAUUUCUGGUGGCGAGAGACGGCGUGUUAGCAUUGGCAUGGAGCUGGUCACGUCGCCCCGCAUUCUCAUUCUCGACGAGCCCACGUCUGGACUCGACAGCUCAUCUGCCCACUCCGUGGUGAAGCUCAUCAAGGAGCUGGCAGGUCACGACCGUAUCGUGGUGCUUAGCAUCCAUCAACCAAGUGCCCGAUCCUUUCUACUGCUUGAUAAGAUCAUAUUGCUUGGAAAGGGCCGGAUGCUGUACUACGGAGCCCCUGCUAGCGCUGCGAGGUCCUUUCACGAUCUCGGCUUUCGCUGUCCUGACAACGAAAACAUUGCGGACUUUAUUCUUGAUAUCGCGAGCGACGCGGACAAUCUGCAGGUGCUUCAAUCUCGUGGAUCGAACUUGGACUUUGAGGGUGCGCCAGCAUCAGGCGUCAUGGCUGGCAGCGCACAGAGUCAUUUGCACAAAGCAGUAUCUUCUGACACUGCGUUGGACAGCCCUCUGUACAAAGCCGAAUCGUCGCCGUUUAAGACGGAAGAAGCGUCGGGAUCUCGAAGUUUAGCCGCCUCGAUUCGGAUGACUACGGUUGAGAUCCGCGUGCUGUUUAUACGCACGGCGCAAAACAUUCUUCGCCACCGCUCGCUGUUGGUCCUGCACACUGCGCUGAGCUUGGCGCUGGCUCUUUUCGGUGGCUUGAUCUUCAACAACGUCUCGGAUGACCUCGCUGGGUUCCAAAACCGUAUGGGCGCUUUCUACUUCACACUGACGUUUUUCGGGUUUGCCAGCAUGAGCUCUAUGGACGUGUUCAUUGGCGAGCGUCAGAUUUUCCUCCGCGAGACUGGAGCCAUGUACUACGGAGCAUUCAGCUACUUUCUCGCCAAGACUACGCUCGACUCUAUGUUUCUGCGCGUCCUGCCAGCAUCGCUGUUUGCGUGCAUCUUCUACUGGCUCAUGGGACUGCAAGCUGCAGCGGACCGCUUCUUUCUUUUCUGGCUUACGGUGGUGCUGUUCAAUGUGGCCGCGGGCUCGAUCUGCCUCUUUGUCGGGGUCCUGGCAACGCGUGUGGGUUCUGCCAACCUCGGCGCUACAGUCAUGCUACUGAUUAUGCUGCUCUUCGGUGGCUUUCUGAUCAACAGCGAGACAAUGCCCGGCUCGGUCGGCUGGCUCCAGCACCUCUCCAUCUUUGGCUACGCGUUCGAGAUUUUGAUGGUGAAUGAGCUGGAAGGUACCACUCUGACGUUCAAUGCGCCAGGAUACCCGUCCAUUCCUGUCUUCGGGGAAGUGUAUCUCAAGACAUUGGGCAUGGACUACGCUGACCGCUACUACGACGUCGCGGCACUUGCAGCGAUUGCGUGCGUCCUGCAGUUUCUCGCGCUCUGUUGUUUGCUGCGGCAAGUUCCGUCGCACCUUAAGAUGGCCGGUUAUGACCAAAAUGACGGCGCUACGGCCGUUGCGCAGAAAGAUGCUGAAUACAAGGCGUGUGGCUCGGAUCAAAUGCACUAG